Planococcus citri (citrus mealybug) is the source of this 25455-nucleotide messenger RNA. It is a transcript of the gene bent, whose product is annotated as projectin protein bent. The record is from RefSeq and is a predicted model, not a curated record. The transcript has 143 exons. Gene Ontology annotation, biological process: protein phosphorylation. The coding region runs from base 390 to 25178 and encodes 8262 amino acids. Gene Ontology annotation, molecular function: ATP binding; protein kinase activity; protein binding. Lineage: Eukaryota; Metazoa; Arthropoda; Insecta; Hemiptera; Pseudococcidae.
AAAAUUACCGUUUUUCUCGCGCGCUUCUUCUUUCUUCGUUCAUCGACGAAUGAUUGUUACCUCCUUGGCCUCUCCCUCUCCGCUGCGGCUGCUGGUCGUGUCUAUACGGGCUGCGCGUGUGUGUGUGUGUAAUCUCACCCCCUUUUUCACUCUCGGUAGCUUGGGCGCGCGCGAGAUUCGACUAUCGUCCUUAAACAUUCGUUGAACCGCGUAAACUAUUCGCCUAAAGUUGCGAAGCGAACGAUUCAAAGGUGUUUUUUUGCCGACGCGAAUGUUGUGAUAUCGAAUAUUUUGUUAUGGUGAAUAUUUCUGCCUUUUGCGCGAUCGAAUUUUGAGUAUUUUUGUUGAGGUGAAUCCGGUCAACAUUCACUUCGGGGCGAACUCGAAGCAUGGGUGUAGCCGAAGAUUUCGCACCUAGUUUCACUCAAAAGCCGCAACUAAGGCAGGAAGAUGAAGGCAAUCGGCUGGUUUUUGAGUGCAAACUGUUGGCUUGCCCGAAACCAGAAACCACCUGGUAUAGAAGCGAUGUCAAACUGAUCGAGGAUCACAGGACGGUGGUCAAGUUGCAGAGCAUUGGCACCAAUUCGUUCGUAGCUGUUUUAGAAAUCGACGAUGUUAUCGAAUCCGAUGCCGGACUUUAUAAAGUCGUCGCCAAGAAUAAAAUGGGAGAGGUGGCCGCAUCCAUUAAUCUUAAUUUUAGUCCUGUCGAUGAACCCCACGAAAAACAAAUCGACGGCUUAGCUCCGACAUUUUCGAAAAAACCAUCGAUACGACAAGAAGACGAUGGCAAACGAUUAUUAUUCGAAUGCAGAAUACAAGCCGAUCCGAAACCAACGAUCACGUGGUUUCACGGCGGCAACCAAGUCUCUCCUUCGAACCGACAUAAGAUAUUUGUCGAUAAAGAUGGCCAUUCCUAUUUUGCGACAUUACAAAUUAGCAACGUCACCGUCGAAGAUGCCGGCAAAUAUAAGGUGACCGCGAAAAACGAAUUAGGCGAAUCGAACGCCACAAUUAGUUUAAAUUUCGACAGUGAUGAAGCGCCAGUUCCUGAGGAUGGAAUUAAACCUACAUUCACCGAACGACCUAUUACUCAGCAGUCCGACGAUGGUACGAGUGUCGUCAUCGAAUGCCGAUUAGUAGGCGAUCCUAAACCAACUGUGAUAUGGCAACAUAAUAAGAAAGCUUUGAAAAGUAGCGAUAAAUAUUUAAUAUCGUUAGAAGUCGAUCAGAAAUUAUAUUAUUUGGCAAGACUGGAAAUUAAAGACGUCCAAGCAACAGAUAACGGAGAAUACCGAAUUACAGCCAAGAAUCCGCUCGGCGAUGCCAAAGCACACGUGCAGCUUAAUCUACAAGAUGAUCAUGGUCAUCCAAAAUUACCAGACGGAAAACAGCCCAGAUUUCCGCGCAAACCGACCAUCCACCAAGACGGCGAUACGUUGGUGAUGGAAUGCGAACUCGAAGCGAACCCUGUACCGGAGAUCGUCUGGUAUCAAGGCUCGAAAAUCAUACUAGACUCGGGUCGAAUACGUAUGACGAAAAAAGCGACAGGAAAAGAUAGCUAUUUAUUGAGAUUAGAGAUAAAUAAUCCGAUACCAGAAGACGGCGGAAGUUAUCGAUGUAACGCUUGUAAUAUAUACGGCGAAAGUAACGCGAAUAUCGCGUUGAACUUUCAAGGUGGCGAAGAUGGUGCCGGAUUUGCUCCCUCGUUUAUCGAAAAACCACGUAUUAUACCUAAUGACGAAGGUACGCUUAUUUUAUUACGAUGCAAAUGUACCGCCAAUCCGAAACCAGUGGUUACUUGGUAUAAAGGCAACAAAGUAGUCAACGAAACGUCUAAAAUUAAAAUGAAAGUCAACGAGCAAGAAAACAAUUACGAAAUUAUAUUAGAAAUUCAAGAUCCUGUCGGACCAGACAGUGGCACUUACAGAUGUCACGUAAAAAACGAAUUCGGCGAAAGCAACGCUAACCUUAAUUUGAACAUAGAAGCUGAACCAGAACCAGAAGGAGACCCGCCUACAUUCUUCGAAAAACCACGUAUUCGGUCGGAAAAUGGAGGCCAGUUGGUCAUCAUGGACUGCCGAGUUAAAGCUAAUCCGAAACCAGAAGUUGUAUGGUAUCAUAAUGGCAAAACGCUGACGCAGAGCUCAAAAAUUACGUGGAGAAUGGAAGAAAAAGAAGACCAUUAUUAUAUAAGAUUAGAAUUAAAAAAUCCUGGCAAAGAAGACCAAGGACUGUAUAAAUGUAAUAUAAAAAACGUCAAUGGUGAACUGAACGCGAACUUGACCCUAAAUAUUGAAAUUAAACCUGUGAUUAAAGAAGUACCCAAAGUAGUUACCAUUAAAAGGAAAUGCGCCGUUAUUGAAUGUCGCGUUCAGUCUGUCUUCGAACCACAAUGUAUAUUUAGUAAAGAUAAUGUAGUAAUUAGAGAAACCACCAACAAGAAAGUGAAAAUUGAACGCGUUUCUGAUGGUGAAUAUUUAAUUAAAUUGGAACUCGAACCAUGCACGACUGCAGACAAAGGUUCGUACAAAUUGACUGUGAAAAACGAAAAAGGCGAAGUUACCUCGACCAAUAUCGAACUUACCGAAGUACCGGAAGAAGAUGCGGCUAAAGCGCCCACCAUUGGUCAAAAAUUGAAAUCAGUGAAUGUCAACGAAGGUGGCACUAUCGAAUUAGAGUCCACUUUGACGAUCAUAGAUAAGACUGUUAAAGUCACCUGGUACAAAAAUACUACGAUAAUUGUCGACUCGAGAGAGACUAGAAUAACAUUCGAUGGCAAAUCGGCCAAAUUAUUAGUGCCCUCGGCGACUAUUAAACACACUGGAACUUAUAAAGUCAAAUUUACCAAUUCAGCUGGCAGCAGUGAAUCAUCCGCUGAAGUGGUAGUGAAAGAAAAACGCAAACUCGAGGAAGAAGAAGAAGAGAAAAAGGAAGAGAAGAAAAUUAAAACUACCAAAAAAACAGAAGAGGAAAAAUCCACAUCUGUGGUCUCUGAAAAAGACGACACAUCGAUGGACAUCGACGACGAAGAUGAUACGUUGAUGGAAGUUGAUGACUUACCAUUAACCAAGGACGAAAAAAAAAGAAAAUCUGUAUCAGAAGAAACUGAAGUUAAAACGAAAAAAGCUACAGUUGAAAAGAAGGAUGAUGCAGAAAAGACCACAGAAAAGAGAAGAUCCUCUAUAUUAAAGAAGAAAGAAGAAAGUAAAUCGGAAUAUUCGUUCAGCGAAGAGACACCAGUAGGAUCACGACGAUCCUCAAUCAUCAAGCAAGAAGAAAAAUCUUCGAUAAUUUCCGAAGAAGAGACACCCUCGGUGAAACGUAGAUCUUCGAUUAAAAAAGAAUCUUCGAGCGCGGUUACCGAAGAAGAAACUUCCCAAAAGACUCGCAGACCAUCGCUGAAAAAGGACGAAUCUCGUAACGUGAAAAAAACCACCGAAACGGUUAAAACUUCCAUUUCUGAGAAUACAGAAACCCCUCAGCCUCAGCCUGCUGAGAACGGUGUCUCAAAACCAGCCCAACGAUCUGUACCAUCUGAGAAACCGUCCCCUACUCAAACCACUACUCAAUCUGUUGAAAAUACAACGACAAAAUCAUCUCGAGUCGCUCAUUCGACAGAACCCAACCCUGACGAACCUAGUCAAAAGUCGAUCGAGACCACUGCCUCGAAAUCGACAACAUCCCAACCCUCUGAAACUAAACCUACCCAAUCAACUUUGAAAACCCAACGAUCAGAAAGUAUCACUCAGACUCCUGAACCCACCCAAUCUAUUUUGAAAACCCAAAGAUCAGAGAGUAUUACUCAGACUUCAUCUGAACCCUCUGAAACCAAACCCGCCCAAUCAACUCUGAAAACCCAACGAUCAGAGAGUAUCACUCCAGCAUCAUCGACUCAACCUCAAGAUGGCAAAUCUCAGCCAGCUGCAGAUAAACCAGUCUUGAAAAAGAACCCAUUGCUGAAGGAAGAGCCACAAGAACCUCCUCCACCGGAAAUAAAACCUAAACGGUUUAUUAAGCAAAUUAAACCGGAGACUGCUGUUGAUGAUUUGAAAGAUGCUAAGGCUAGAUUGAAAGGAUUUGCGAAGAAAAAGGAGAAAAAAGAAAAAGAGGCUGAAACCGUUGAAAAUUCCAUUGCCGCUAAAAAGGGUCUCGAUAAAAUCGGUGAAAAGGAAGAAGUAAAAUUAGAGAAGAUCGAAGUGAAAAAAGCUCCUUUGAAAAAGGAAUCUUCUCCCGAAGAAUCGGAAGAGGAAUCGGUACGAUCAGUGAAGAAAGAAGAACGAAAAUCUUCUGUGGCCACGUCAGAAGAGACCUCAAAGACGAAACGUCCUUCUAUUAAGCCGGAGGAAAAACGUAAUUCUUUGGAUACCCCCGUUGAGAAUAAUAUCGAAAGGAGGCCAUCGGUGAAAAAGACGAUAAGAAAAUCGAUAGAUUCAACAGCUGAGGAAAAGACAGCCGAAAGGAAACCCUCGAUUAAACAGGACACAGACAGCACUCUAACAGAUAGCUCUUCUAGUCAAAGUGUAGACACUGUUGAUCGUGUAACUACUUCGAAAGAAAGAUCCAAGUCCCCGAAUACUCUCGAGGUACCUUCUGUUGAUAAACUAAAACCUAAAAGGUUAUCUAUCACUAAGGAUGAGGACGUUACUAGUCCUGAGUUACUUAACGAGGUAAAAUCCAGACUAAAAAGGUUCUCUGUUAAAAAGGAAGAACCUCCCAAAAGCAAUCUCGAGAUCCCAGCCUUAGAACAUGUAGGUGAAAGACGAUUAUCUGUCAAAAAGGAUGAACUUAAAAUUAACCUCGAACCUCCGUGUCUGAGUAGAAGUCCUUCUGUUGAUAAGGAUAAACUAGAUGUCCCUAAUGGAGAUAAAAUCAAACCCAAAAGACCAUCUGUUAAGAAGGACGAGCCUACUAAAAAUAGUCUCGAUGCCCCGACCGAAGAAAUCAAACCCAAAAGACCAUCUGUUAAGAAGGAUGAAUCUAAAACUACGCUCACAACCGAAGAAAAAGUAACGGAAAAGAAACCUUCCGUUAAAAAGGAAGAGAAAAAUCCUUCUACUACGGAAAUUCCAAAUGAGAAUAAACCAGUCACCAAUAAAGAUGAGCGCAAAUCUUCCUUAGAAGUACCCACUGAACCGAAACCUAAAGGUUUAAGCCCACCGGGUAGCAGAAAAUCCUCAUUAACUGCCCCCACUGAGGAGAAAAAAGAAUUAAGGUCGAGCUCGAUUAAAGACACUCGCAAAGCAUCCCUUGAAGCACCUACCGAGGAGGUACUAAAAGAUAAAAGGCGAUCUUUGCCCAAUGAAGAUAGCAAAAGCGACGAUGUAGUGAAACCUAAGGAAAAAUUGACUCCGAUUUACGAGAAAGGAGCACCGCCAGAAAUCAAACAGCCCGAAAUCAAAGCCCCAGAUACGCCUAAAAUCGAAGUAAUCCGCGAACGAACACCGGAACAACCUCGUAAAACGUCGGUGCCCGGAUCAGCCGGAUCGAGUCGACGAGGCUCGCUAAUCAUACCCGACGACAUGAGAAGUAGACGUCCCAGUUUACUCAUCAGCGACGAAGAAAAUAGAAAAUUACGUCCUGGAGAGGUACUGGAUGACCGGAAGGCUGGAAGAUUGCGUCCUGGUGAGGUUUUAGAUCCAAAGCGCCGAAGACCUAGUGUCGAAUUGAGAAGACCGAGCGUAGCUGAACUCGAAGCUUUGAUCGAGAAAGAAUCGACUCCAUUGAGACCCGUUGGCGAGCCUGGUCCUCCGGUUAUAGUCAGAAUUGAAGAAAAUUAUUCGGCCAUUGAAGAUCAGACUGGUUACAUUGAUAUCCAAGUUGAAGGUAAUCCUGCACCUACCUUCAAGUUCUACAAGGGUAUCACCGAACUCAUCGAAGGUGGCAGAUUCAAAUUCAUUACUGACGAAGACUCAAAUAGCAUUACAUUAUGUGUGCGUAAAAUCAAACCAACCGAUGAAGGCAAAUAUCAAGUCACCAUUAGUAAUAUCCAUGGCGAAGACUCGGCUGAAACUAUGCUCUACGUUUCCGAUUCCAGCGGUAUGGACUUCAGAGCGAUGUUACGUCGUAGAAAGUACGCUAGUUGGGGUAAAGAUCCGAAUGAUCCGAACUGGGGCGAGUUGAAAGAAACCGAGAAACCUAUGCCGGCUUUGAAAAAAGUCGAAAGGAAACAAGAGUCUUUCUUGAAGCCUUUAGUCGAUCAAUAUGCCAAAGAAGGCAAAGACAAGAAGGUCGUCUUCGAAGCUGUCUUCUCUAAACCGAACUGUAAACCUAAAUGGUUCUUUAGGAAAGAUGAAUGCUUCCAAGGAUCGAAAUAUAAAUUCAAAGUCGAUAAUGAUUUAUAUCAAAUGAUGAUUGUUGGACCGAAAGUCGAAGAUACCGGAAAAUACACGAUUGAAAUUGCCGGAAUUCAAUCAACUGCUUUCUUAAAUGUUGAUGAACCGGCUCCAUCUUAUUAUUUCAUUAAACCUUUACCAAAUGUCGUGGAAGGAUUCACCAGACACGAGACGAUCUUCGAAUGUACCGUCAGCAACAGCUUGGCUAUCGUUGGAUGGUACAAAGGAACCACCAAAUUGGCUGAUGGCGAUAAAUAUAGCAUUUCAAAAGACAUGAAUGGUGUUUGUCGAUUGGCUAUUAAAAAUUGCGAAAUGGAAGAUAACGGAGAAUACUCUUGUAAAUUGGAAAAACAAACCGAAAAGACAACCACGACUACGAAAAUUGUCGAAUAUCCGUAUAAAUUCGUCAAGGUGCUCAAACACCAGACGCUAAUUGAAAAAGAUACUUUGACUCUGCUCUGCGAACUUGAUGAUGCCGCUGGUGACGUCAAAUGGACCAAGAAUGGAAAUGAAUUGAAAGCUGAUAAGAGAACUCGUAUUGUGAAAGAAGGACGUAAACGAAAGGUCAUCAUUAGCGAUGUGAAAAUCACUGACGCUGGUGACUACAAAUGUACCAGCAAUGCUGAUGAAACCGAAGCUGAAGUCGUCGUUAAAUACCUCAACAAAUUCAACAAGAAGUUAAAAGAUACCACUGCCGUCGAAAGAGAGAAAUUAGUCCUCGAUGUAGAACUCGAAGAUCAGACUGCUCCUGUCGAUUGGUUCUUCAAUGGAGAACCUAUCAAAGGCAACGACAGAAUCGUUAUCAAGAAUAUAGGAGGUGGAAAGCACCAGCUGAUAUUUAACCGUUUGGAACUCGGCGAUGCUGGUGAAAUCACUUGCAAAUCUGGUGAUCUGACUUCUUCUUGUUUCUUGGACGUGAAAAAGGGUGAAGAAAAACCCAUUAUUCGUGAUAUCGAUGACGUCGAAGCUCCAGUUACUCGUCCUAUAUCCUUCAGCGUACCGUAUAAAGUCGAAGGUACGAGACAAUCGCCUGUAAUUGGUAAAAUAUUCAAGGAUGGCAAACCAUUGACCUCGAAAGAUGUCGAUAUCAAUGUUAGCGACGAUAAAGUCACGUUCACGUUCAAGAAGCCUACCAACGCUCAAUCUGGCAAAUACCAAAUUAAGUUAUCCAACGAACAAGGAGAAGAUACCAAAGAAAUUAACAUCAAUAUGCAAGACGCUCCUACACCUCCCAGAGACGUCACCGUCUCCGAUAUCUUCAAAACGAGCUGUAAACUUUCAUGGAAGAAAUCUGAAAGCACCGGAGGAGCUCCAAUUUUACAUUACGUUGUUGAAAAACAAGACUUGAGCUUGAAAGGAGGCUGGCAGUUGGUCAGCGAAUGUAAACCAGAUGAUGAUAAUAUGACUUGCGAUAUCAUGGGCCUAACUCCGAACAAAGAGUAUAAAUUCCGAGUACGAGCUGUGAACAAAGUAGGAUCUUCAGAACCUACACCUUUGGCUAAAGUUGUCUUAGCCAAAGAUCCUUGGGAUGAACCGAGUAAACCCAACAAUGUCGAAGUAACUGACUGGGAUAAAGAUCACGCUGACUUGAAAUGGACCAAACCAGAAAAGGACGGAGGUGCUCCUAUCACCGGAUAUAUAAUCGAAUAUAAGGAAAAAUUCGGCAAAGAUUGGGUCAAAGGUAAAAUUAUUGAAGGAGGUGACAUCACAUCCGCCACGAUCCCAGGAUUAAAAGAAGGAACUCAGUACGAAUUCAGAGUCAGAGCUGUCAACAAGGCUGGUCCUGGUGAACCGAGCGAUGCCACGAAACCGAUUGUGGCUAAAUGCAGAUUUGUCAAACCCUGGAUUAUCGGCGACGAUUUGAACAAUCUCGUUGUGAAAAAGGGACAAGUCGUUAAGUACGAUACCAAAUAUGGAGGUGAACCCGAACCAACCGCUGUAUGGAAAAUAAACGGCGAAGAAAUCAAACCAGAUGGCGACAGAAUAACAAUCGAUAAAUACGAACGUAACACCGUGCUUACCAUAAGACGUUCUGUCCGAGCUGACAGUGGCAAAUACACCCUGACUUUGGAAAAUUCCUCCGGUAAAGCCGAAGGUAAAGCCGACGUCGUCGUAUUGGACAAACCAACCAAACCUCUAGGACCUCUGAAAGCCGAAGAAGUACGAGCUGACCAUAUUAAAGUCUCGUGGAAAAAGCCAAAAGACAAUGGUGGUUCGGAAAUCACCGGAUAUGUUGUUGAAAAAAUGGAUUUGGAUUCCGGCCAAUGGAUUCCUGCCGGAGAAGUAUCUCCUGAUCAGACUGAUUUCACCGUUAAAGGGCUCAUACCUAAAAAGAAGUAUAAAAUCAGAGUCAAAGCCAAGAACAAGGAAGGAGAAUCCGAACCUCUUGAAACAGAAGAACCUAUUGUGGCCAAAAAUCCUUAUGACGAACCUGGUAAACCUGGCACCCCUGAGAUCAUCGAUUAUGACAAUAAGAGUGUUAAAUUGAAGUGGAAGGCUCCAGAUAGCGACGGAGGUCGUCCUAUUACUCAUUAUCUCGUCGAAAUGAAAGAUAAAUUCUCCACUGAUUGGACCGAAUGUGCCAAGACAUCAGAUGCAACACCUGAAGUCGAAGUUGGCAACUUGAGAGAGAAGAUGACUUAUCAAUUCAGAGUCGUUGCUGUCAACAAGGCUGGUCCUAGUGUGCCCAGUGAACCUACCAAUACUCAUGUUUGCAAACAUAAGAAUUUGAAACCUCGUAUCGAUCGUGAUGGUAUGAAGAGCAUCACGUUGAAAGCUGGUAGAACCCAUAAAUGGACGGUCGACGUCACCGGUGAACCUCCUCCAACUUUGACUUGGAUAUUUAAAGAUAACGAAGUUGUCAAUUCUGAUAGAUUCAAAAUUGAAAACAUCGAUUAUCAAACCAAUAUUACUGUGAUAAAUGCUCAAAGAAAGGAUACCGGAAAAUAUACGCUUAUAGCCAAGAAUGCUUCAGGAAAAGACGAAGCUGCUCUAGAGUUUACUGUUUUAGGUAAACCGGGCACUCCUGAAGGACCUCUCGAGGUCAAAGACGUUACCAAAACUACCUGCAAAUUAGCCUGGAAGAAACCAGCUGACGAUGGUGGUCUUCCUAUUAAAGAAUACGAAAUCGAAAAAAUGGACAUUGAAACUGGUAAAUGGGUACGUGUGGGUAAAAUCCCCGCAGACGUACCUGGAGCUCCAGGAUACGGUGAUCAUCCGGAAGCUCUGGUCACUGGUCUUAAUCCCAAUAGCGAUUAUAAGUUCAGAGUUAAGGCUGUCAAUGAUGAAGGAGAUUCCGAACCUUUAACUACCCUUAAAUCCGUAACUGCCAAGAAUCCUUAUGAUGAACCUACUAAACCUGGUACGCCGGAGAUUACCGAUUAUGAUAAUGAAAGCGUCACAUUGGCUUGGACUCCUCCCGAAUAUGAUGGCGGUGCACCUAUUGAGAAGUAUAUUUUGGAAAAGAAAGAUAGAUUCAAACAAGACUGGGAACCAGCAGCAGAAGUACCUGGUAACAUGACCACUGGUAAGAUACCAAAUCUCAAAGAAAAAGAAGAACUGCAAUUCCGUAUCGUUGCUGUCAACAAAGCUGGCCCAUCUCCUGGUUCGGAGCCAACCAAAAUCCAUAUUGUCAAGCACAAGAAUUUGAAACCAAGAAUCGAUCGUACCAAUUUGAAGAAUAUUGUCAUCAGAGCGGGCAAAUCUGUCAAAUAUGAUGUCAACAUUCGAGGUGAACCUCCUCCAACUGUGACUUGGUUCUUGGUCGACCGUGUGACCGAAGAAGUUAUCAAGGAAGUAAAAUCCGAAGGUAACGUGGAAAUCAUCAAUGUUCCAUACAAUACGAAGAUCACCAUCAACGACGCCGUCAGGAAAGAUUCCGGAGUCUAUAAAAUCUUGGCUGAAAAUCCCUCUGGAAAAGACGAAGCCACCGUAGAAGUGACAAUAUUAAGUGCUCCUUCUAAACCCGAGGGACCUCUGAAAGUCAAAGACGUCACCAAAAAUAGCGCCAAAUUACAAUGGGAGAAACCAAAAGAUGAUGGUGGUACUCCUGUUACUGCCUACGUAGUUGAAAAACUAGACGCUAAAACCGGACGCUGGGUACCUGUUGGUCGGUCUCAAAAACCAGAAAUGGAAGUUAAGGGAUUGGUCGAAGGCCACGAAUAUAAUUUCCGUGUGAAAGCUGUCAACGACGAAGGAGAAUCAGAACCUUUGGAAACUGAUAGCACUAUCAUUGCCAAGAAUCCAUAUGACAUCCCAGGUAAAUCUGGUACACCUGAGAUUGUUGAUUGGGAUGUUGAUCGAGUUGAUUUGAAAUGGAAAGAACCAGAUUCUACCGGAGGUGCGCCUAUUACUGGUUAUAUUAUUGAAAAGAAAGAGAAAUUCUCACCUGCUUGGAAUGAAGUUCUCACUACUACUGGCCCUGCUUGCGAAGCUAAAGUUCCAGGUCUAAAAGAAGGCAGCCAAUACCAAUUCCGUGUACGAGCUGUCAAUAAAGCUGGUCCUUCUGAGCCUAGCGACUCGACUAAACCACAUACUGCCAAAGCUAGAAAUCUGAAACCAUGGAUCAAUCGUGAUAAAAUGCAGAAGGUCACAGUUCGUGCCGGACAGAGCGUUAAAUUCGACGUCGAUGUCAAAGGUGAACCUGCUCCAACUCUCACAUGGCUUUUGGCUGGAGCCGAAUUACAACCCGGUCUCCGUAUCAAGCUUGAUAAUCAAGAAUACAACACUAAACUCACGAUUACUGACACUACUCGUAAAAAUAAGGGGACUUAUACGCUUAGAGCUGAAAACGUCAAUGGAUUCGAUGAAGCUACCGUUGAUGUUGUCAUCUUAGAUAAACCAGGACCUCCUGAAGGACCAUUGGAAGUAACCGAUGUUCAUAAAGAAGGCUGCAAAUUGCACUGGAAAAAGCCCAAAGACGAUGGAGAUCUUCCAUUGACCGGAUAUGUAGUUGAAAAAAUGGAUACUGCUACUGGCGUUUGGGUACCAGUCAGUUUCGUCGAUCCUUCCAAGACUGAUCUUAAAGUUAACGGUUUGGAACCCAAUAAAAAAUAUCACUUCAGGGUCAAGGCUGUUAAUGAAGAAGGAGAAUCGACUCCUUUGGAAACUGAUCAUUCUAUUUUGGCUAAAAAUCCAUUUGAUACUCCCGGAGCUCCUGGAUUACCAGAAAUUGUCGAUUAUGACGAGCACAUGGUUGAUUUGAAAUGGGAUCCUCCGAUCAGAGAUGGCGGUGCUCCUGUUACCGGAUACAUUAUUGAAAUGAAAUCCAAACAUGAUCCUAAUUUCGUUCAAGCUGUCGAAGUCAAAGGUAACCAAUGCCAAGCCAAGGUACCUAAAUUGGAAAAAGGUCAGCAAUAUCAGUUCAGAGUUCGUGCUGUGAAUAAAGCUGGUCCUGGUGAACCCAGUGAACCCACACUGCCUCAUACAGCUAAAGCAAGAUUCUUGAAACCAAGAAUUGAUCGCACCAAUGUCCAUCAAUGGGUCGUGAAAGCUGGUCAUACAGCGUUGAUAGAUAUCGAUGUGAUUGGUGAACCUCCUCCAACCAUUACUUGGUACUUCAAGGACCAACCAGUUGAAAGUGAUCUAGUCUUGAAAAUCGACACCAUCGAUUAUAAUACCAAAUUAUUAGUUACCAAAGCUACCAGAAAAGUUAGCGGAAUUUAUAAAAUCAAAGCGAAGAAUUCCGUAGGCGAAGACGAAGCUGAAUUAGAUCUGACUAUCCUGAGCAAACCAGGUACUCCUGAAGGUCCUUUGGAAGUCAGCGAAGUUACCAAGAAUGGCUGCAAAUUGAAAUGGAAGAAACCAGAAGACGAUGGAGGAUCUCCCAUACAAUGCUACGAAAUUGAAAAAUUAGACCCACAUACUGGCCAAUGGAUCCCUUGUGGUAAAUCAACCGAACCAGAAGCCAACAUCCAGGGUCUCCAAGAAGGCAAAAAAUACAAAUUCAGAGUAAAAGCUGUCAACAAAGAAGGCGAAUCAGAACCUCUUGAAACUGAGAAAUCGAUUGUUGCUAAAAAUCCAUUCGAUGAGCCAAGUAAACCAGGCAGACCAGAACCUACUAAUUGGGAUAAAGAUUUCAUUGAUUUGAAAUGGUCACCACCUGAAAACGAUGGCGGUGCUCCGAUUGAGAAAUAUGUCAUCCAGAUGCGCGACAAAGAAGGUCGCAAUUGGGUCGAUGCUUUGACUGUUCCUGGUGAUAGAACUGAUGGUCGCGUUACUGGUGUAGAAGAAGGUCAUGAAUACGAAUUCCGAGUUGUAGCCAAGAACAAAGCUGGCCCUAGUCAGCCCAGUGAUCCUUCAAGGUCGAUUGUUGCCAAACCUAGAUUUUUGGCUCCACAUAUCGAUCGCAAGAACCUUAAACAGAAGAAGGUUCGUGUUGGUCAUUUCUUGAAAGUAGAAGCUGAUGUAAAAGGUGAACCUGCACCUACCAUAACGUGGACUUAUGAUGGAAAACCACUCAAUCAACCAGACAGAAUUGUUAUCGAAAACGAAGAAUACAAAACCACGUUUAUCCUCAAAAAAGCCAAACGAGGCGACACCGGAAUUUACAAAAUCACUGCCAAAAAUACCUCUGGAACUGAUGAAGCCGAAUUGGAAAUCAUCGUUCUGAGUGUACCAAAUAAACCAAAGGGACCAUUGCAAGUAUCCGAUGUUAACGCUGAAGGUUGCAAAUUGAAAUGGGAACCUCCUGAAGACGACGGCGGCACUCCAGUUGAUUAUUAUCAAGUUGAAAGAAUGGAUGUCGAAUCCGGACACUGGAUUCCAGUCGCUACUACCAAAACACCACAAACUGAUGUAACCGGUUUACACGAAGGUAAGGAAUACUUAUUCCGUGUGAAAGCCGUGAACAGUGAAGGUGAAUCAGAACCUCUGGAAACCGAGCUCGGUGUAGUUGCUAAAAAUCCAUUUAGCGAACCUGACAGACCAGGUAAACCAGUGGUUAAAGAUUUCGAUAAACAUAGCGCUCUGUUGAAAUGGGCUCCACCAGCUGAUGAGCAUGGAGCUCCAGUAACUUCGUAUAUCCUCGAAAAGAAAGAUCAAUACAGUUCCAAAUGGCAAAGAGCUGCCGAACUUAUUGGUAAUAAGUGUGAAGGUAGAGUGCCAGAUUUAGUCGAAGGAAUGAAAUAUACAUUCCGAGUGAUCGCCGUUAACAAAGGAGGUCUCAGUAAACCUAGUGAACCCAGCGAUCCAAUUAUUGCCAAAGAUAGGAAAGUUCCUCCAAAGAUCGAUCGCAGCACAAUUAAAGAUAUCACAGUCCACGGUGGACAAACGAUCAAGGUCGAUGUUAAAAUCAGUGGCGAGCCUCCUCCAGUCAAAACCUGGCUCCAGAAUAAAACUAGACUCGAAUCUAAGAACAAUCUGACCAUCGAGUCUGAAGAUUACAAGACUAAGCUUCUAAUUGUUCCCGCAUCUAGACAGUAUACCGGAACUUACACAAUCAAGGCUGAGAAUGAUUACGGAUCUGACACAGCUACGUUCCAAGUAACUGUACUAGACAAACCAGGCAAACCCGAAGGUCCUUUGAAUAUUAGCAAUGUUCAUAAAGAAGGAUGUUCGUUGAAAUGGAAAGCUCCCGAAGAUGACGGAGGUGUUCCCAUCGACCAUUAUGAAGUUGAAAAAAUGGAUAUGGAUACUGGACGCUGGAUACCUGCUGGAACGUCGACUGAGCCAAAAUUAGAUGUUGAGAAUCUCACACCAGGCAAAGAAUACAAAUUCAGAGUUAUGGCUGUCAAUGCUGAAGGUGCUUCUGAACCACUAGAAGCUGAACAUAGCAUAGUAGCAAAGAACGAAUUUGACCAACCAGAUGCUCCUGGUACUCCAGAAGUCGUCGAUUGGGAUAAAGACCACGUUGAUUUGAAAUGGACACCGCCCAAGAACGAUGGUGGAUCGCCAAUCAUGGGAUACGUCAUUGAAAAGAGAGAGAAAGGUAGACCAAACUGGACCAAAGCUGCUGAAUUGAAGAGUCCAUACUGCAAAGGCACAGCUGAUAAUUUAGAAGAAGGCGUAGAAUACGAAUUCAGAGUCAGAGCUGUGAACGAAGGUGGCCCAGGUGAACCAAGUCAAGCGAGCCAGUCUGUUGUAACGAAACCGAGGAAGUAUGCUCCUGGACCUCCUCAAGGACCACUCGAGCCAUCUUCUGUUACCAAAUCAUCAUGUGUAUUGAACUGGAGACCGCCCAAAGACAACGGAGGAUCGCCAAUCACCAGUUACGUUGUUGAGAAAAUGGACACAGAGACACUCAAAUGGGUACCAGCUGGUGAAUCUCUGGAUACCACCAUUAGAGUUGAAAACCUCAUCGAAGGUCACGAUUACAACUUCCGAGUUAAGGCUGUGAACAAGGAAGGCGAAUCUCAGCCACUGAAAGGAGACUAUCCUGUCACUGCAAAAGAUCCAUUCGGUAAACCUGGCCAACCAGGUCAACCCAAAGCUACAGAUUGGGAUAAAAAUCAUGUCGAUUUGGAAUGGCAAGCACCUAAAAAAGAUGGCGGAUCUCCGAUUACGGAAUACGUCAUUGAAAAACGAACCAAACUUGGUCCUUGGGAGAAAGCAGCUACUGUUCCUGGUAAUAGCACAAAAGCAACUGUGCCCGACCUGAAAGAAGGCGAAGAAUAUGAAUUCAGAGUUGUCGCUGUCAAUAAAGGAGGUCCUGGCAAACCCAGUGAUCCUUCUGAGAUCGUUAUCACUAAACCAAGAUUCUUGGCUCCUCAAAUCGACAAGUCGUGCUUGCAAGACUUGAUCGUUCGAGCCGGACAAAAGAUCAAUUACUCAGUACCGAUCGAAGCAUCUCCCAAACCAACCGCCAAAUGGAGUAUCAACGGAGUUCCAAUUGAAAAUGGCGGUCGAGCUGAUAUACAAGUGUACAACAACAAGAUCUUAUUCGAGAUACCUUUCUCGGUCCGAUCAGACACAGGUCGUUACACAUUGACGCUGGAAAACGAUCUAGGAAUCUGCUCAGAUUCUGCCCACGUCACCGUUCUCGACCGUCCAUCACCUCCUGAAGGUCCUCUAGAUGUCAGCAAUGUUACCAAGGAAAGCUGUCGUCUCGUAUGGAAAACUCCAGUCGACGAUGGCGGAUCUCCCAUUUUACAUUACGUCAUCGAAAAGAUGGAUAUUUCUCGCGGUACUUGGAGUGACGCUGGAAUGACCACGUCUCUUUAUUACGACGUUCCUAGACUGAUUUUCAAUAAAGAAUAUCUAUUCAGAGUGAAAGCUGUGAAUACGAUAGGAGAUUCCGAUUACCUAGAGACUGCCAAAACGACCAUUGCUAGAAAUGAAUUUGAUGAACCAGAUGCACCUGAAAAACCAAGUGUUACUGAUUGGGACGAAGAUCACGUUGAUUUGGAAUGGGAGAAACCUAAAUCGGAUGGCGGAUCUCCUAUUAAAGAGUAUAUAAUACAGAAAAAAGAAAAGGGCAAUUUGUACUGGGUUAAUGCGGCCACAGUGCCUGGAAAUCAGACUAAAGGAACUGUGCCUGACUUAGAAAAAGAUCACGAAUAUGAAUUCAGAGUUAUAGCUGUAAAUAAAGCUGGUCCUAGUGAGCCCAGUGAAGCAACUGAUACUGUUAUAGCUAGAAGUAGAUUUUUGAAACCGAAAAUCGUGACGCCUUUGAAGGAUGUUGUCGUAAAAGCUGGCACUAUUUUACACGUGGUGAUCGAUUUCGUCGGCGAACCUGUUCCUGAGGUUAUAUGGACCGUGAAUGGCGAACCAUUGAAGACUGAUAAGAGAUCUACCAUUACUUCGGUUGGAUAUCAUACUAUUGUGAAUAGAGUAGAUGCUCAAAGACUCGAUUCUGGAGCUUAUACGUUGACGUUGAAGAAUUCUUCGGGUACUGAUGAAGGAACAUUCAAUGUCACCGUUUUAGAUCGUCCUGCACCUCCCGAAGGUCCAGUUAAUUACGAAGAAAUCACCGCCUCCAGCGUUACAUUAUCUUGGAAACCUCCAAAGGACAAUGGAGGCAGCGAAUUGACAGCUUACGUCAUCGAAAAACGAGACUUGACCCAUGGAGGAGGUUGGGUACCCGCUGUGAACUACGUUAAUCCAGCGUUUACUCACGCAGCUGUGCCUAGACUGAUCGAAGGUACUCAAUACGAAUUCCGUGUGAUGGCUGAGAAUCUGCAGGGAUUAUCUGAACCGAUUGCCACCUCUAAACCGGUCGUAGCCAAGAGCCAAUUUGAUGUUCCUGGCAAGCCAUCGAAACCGGACGCUGUUGAAGUUGACAAAGAUCAUAUUAAAUUGAAAUGGAUGUCACCGAUUACCAAUGGAGGAUCUCCUAUUAUUGGUUACGAUGUUGAAAGACGCGAAGUCCUUUCUGGCAGAUGGAUCAAGUUGACCAAAGCUCCGAUCAGAGACUUGGAAUUCGACGAUACUCAUGUACAUGAAGGUAAACAAUACGAAUAUCGUGUAUCUGCCGUUAAUGCUGCCGGAUCUGGAGCUCCUAGCGAUGUUACCGAUAUUAUUACCGCUAAACAAACCAGAGAAAAACCGAAAAUAUACUUGGACGACUUGGUCGGCAAAAAGAUCAAAGUACGUGCUGGUGAACCAAUCAACGUGAGCAUUCCAAUUUCCGGUGCUCCAACUCCAACUUGCGAAUGGUCUGUCAACGAUAAGAAAUUAGUAGAAACUAAACGUGUAUUGACCAACACUGGCAAUAAUCAGACUACACUGAGAAUAGAAAACACAACUAGGAAAGAUACAGGCAAUUAUACGAUCACAGCAUCGAAUCCAUACGGCAAAGACAGCGCUGAUAUUGAGGUUAUGGUCGUCAGUUGCCCGAAUGCUCCCGAGGGACCAAUUAGAUACGCUGAAGUCACUCCAGAAACGAUUACGUUGCUUUGGAGCCCACCUAAAGAUGAUGGUGGUAGUGAAAUAAUCGGUUACGUCGUUGAAAUGUCUGAAUAUGGAACUGACAGCUGGAAAACAUGUCCUGGAUAUUGUGCUACUCCUCAGUUCACAGUGAAAGGUUUGACAGAAGGUAAAAAAUACGUCUUCCGGGUUCGAGCUGAAAACAUGUACGGUGUAUCGGAACCUCUGAAUGGAGACAGUGUCACUGCCAAGAGUCCAUUUGAUCCACCCAGCGCUCCGGGCAAACCAGAUAUUACCAAUUACAGCAAGAACAGUUGCAGUUUGGAAUGGACUCCUCCGCUUAACUCUGGAGGAAAACCAAUCACUGGAUACAUUGUGCAAAAGAAAGAACGUGGUUCUGAUUGGGUGAAGGUGAAUAAUUUCCCUACAUCGAAUCCUAACUACACAGUUCACGAUUUACGAGAAGGAGGUAAAUACGAAUUCAGAGUCAUCGCUGUGAACGAUGCUGGACCUGGUAAACCCAGUUUACCAACUGAUACCAUCACUGCCAGGGAACAGCUGAAAUCUCCCGAUGCUCCCGAACCUCCAAAGGCUGAUCGUAUCACCAAAGACAGCGUCACAUUAUCAUGGAGACCACCAAGAUCAGACGGAGGUAAAAAAGUCAAACAGUACAUCGUUGAAAAGAAAAAGAAGAACGACAAAGACUGGAGCCCUGCCGGAGAAUGUCCUGGAAAUAAUCCAGUCCACACUGUCAAUAACCUGGAACCAGGUGAAGAAUACACGUUCCGAGUCAUCGCUGUUAACGAUAUCGGAAAAUCUCCACCGAGCAGACCUAGCGCCGGAAUUGUUGUCGAAGAACAGCCCAAUAAACCUUGCAUGGAUUUGAGCGCUGUUCGCGAUAUCACCGUUCGCGCCGGAGAAGAUUUCUCCAUCCACGUUCCAUUCACCGCAUUCCCCAAACCUACAGCUACGUGGUACAAUAACGAUAACACUCUGCCCGAAACUGACUCUAGAAUAUUCCAACAAUUGACUGAUACGUCAGCCAGUAUCGUAAUCAAGAAUUCAAAGAGAUCAGACGCUGGACAGUACAGAUUGCAGUUGAAGAAUCAAGCUGGAUUUGACACAGCUACUCUGACAGUUCGUGUUUUGGAUAAACCUCGUCCUCCCGAAAACCUUCACGCUGACGAGUUCGCCGGAGAUUCCCUUACUUUGUAUUGGAAUCCUCCGAAAGACAACGGUGGUUCUGAAAUCACCAACUAUAUCGUAGAAAGGAAAGAAGAAAAUGCUCCUACUUGGUCUAAAGUCAGCAAUUAUGUUACCACACACUUCUAUAGAAUUCGUAAUUUGAUCAUUGGCAAAACAUAUCACUUCCGGGUGAUGGCUGAAAAUAAGUAUGGUGUCUCAGAUCCUGCCAUGACCGAAGAUCCGAUCAAGGCUAGACAUCCAUUCGAUGUACCCGGAGCUCCUGGAAUACCAAAGAAAGUCGAACCAACCGAAGAAGGAGCUAUCACUAUUACCUGGACGAAACCCAGACACGAUGGUGGUGCACCUAUUACCGGAUACGUUGUUGAGAAAAGGCUUAUCCAUGAAGAGAAAUGGACAAAGGCUACUCACGCUCAUGUUCCUGAUAUUACAUUGAAGGUUACCAAUUUAAUCGAUAAUCACGAUUACGAGUUCAGAGUAGCAGCUGUAAAUGCAGCUGGCCAAGGACCAUGGAGUGCAUCUUCGGAUAUGAUCAGAUGCUGUGCUCCUCCUAGUGUACCAAAAAUAACCAGCGAUUUGAGUAUUCGAGACAUGACUGUGAUCGCCGGCGAAGAAUUCACCAUCACUGUGCCAUUCACCGGUAACCCGACUCCUAAACCCGUAUGGGUCAUGAAUGGAGAAGAAAUCCUGCCCAGUUCUCGCAUCAAGUUCGAAACCUUCCCCGAUAAGACUGUUUUCACUAAUAAAUCAGCUGUCAGAGCUACAGAUACUGGUACUUAUCAGAUCAACCUGAUCAAUAGCGUUGGAUCUGAUACAGCUUCUUGUAGAGUGCUCGUUGUUGAUAAACCAUCGCCUCCUGAAGGUCCGUUGGAAAUUACCGAUAUGACACCUGAAACUUGCUCAUUGGCGUGGAAACCUCCUCUAGACGAUGGUGGGUCUCCGAUCACUAAUUAUAUUGUGGAGAAAUUCGAAGCUUCGAGCGGAAUCUGGACCAAGCUUAGCAGUUUUGUUAGAUCUUGCCAUUACGAUGUAUUUGGUUUAGAACCGAAUAGAAAAUACAACUUUAGAGUAAGAGCUGAAAAUCAAUACGGAGUAUCCGAACCGAUCGAAUUGGAUAACUUGAUCACGGCUAAAUUCCCAUUCACCGUACCAGAUCCUCCGGGUAGACCUCAAAUCUCCGAUUGGGAUUCCAGUAACGUCACUCUCACGUGGGAGAGACCAGUUCACGAUGGUGGAUCUAAAAUACAAGGAUAUAAGAUCGAAUACAGGGAUAUCACGGAUGAUCCAUCGUGGAGAGUAGCCAACGACUACCUCGUCCGUGAGCUGAACUACGUCAUCCAUAACCUAUGCAACGAUCACGAAUACGAAUUCCGAGUCCGAGCCCAAAACGCCGCAGGUCUGAGUAAACCAUCAGCAGCCAGCAAUAAGCUGAAACUGAAGGGUAAAUCCAAGGUACCUUCGCCGCCUCAAAAACCAGCCGUAACCAAGGUUGGCAGAUACUACGCCGAUUUGAAAUGGGAACCUCCGGUAUCCGACGGCGGUAGCAAGAUCACCGGAUACGUUGUCGAAAAGAAAGAAACGAGUGGAGCGAUCUGGAGCAAAUGUAGCGAUUACCAGAUACCCGAGUGUACGUACACGGCGUUGAAUUUGGUCGAUCAGGCCAUCUACGAGUUCAGAGUGUUCGCUGUGAAUGCAGUAGGACGCAGUGAACCGAGCGCCUGUACGACUCCGGUCAAGAUAUGCGAAAUUGAAGGAGGUGAAAAGCCCGAAUUCAUAUCGUUGCUCAAAGAUCAGCUGGUGCCGUUGGGUAAACGACUCGUAUUACAAUGCGAGGCUGUUGGCAAACCUAUGCCGAAUGCUAAAUGGCUCAGAAACGGUAAAGAAAUCACUCCUGGGGGUAGAUACAGGUGUGAACAAGAUGGUGGAAUUUUCAGACUACAUUUCAACGAUGUUACCGAUAUCGAUGAGGGAGAGUAUACUUGCGAGGCUAUUAAUCCUGUCGGAUUUGUUACGACUUCGGCUAGGAUUAAGAUUGGAACUCCACCGAGAAUCGACCGAAUGCCAGCCGCCAUCUAUGUACCAGAAGGUGACAACACGAAGAUCAAGGUAUUCUACGGCGGUGACCAACCAAUGGAGGUAUCACUUUCGAAGGGUGAAAAAGACAUUCCAGCCAGCGACCACGUCCGUUACACCGUUUUCGACGACUAUAUCAUUAUAUUAAUGAAAGAAGUUGGUAAAAACGACGAGGGUAUUUAUAAUUUAACGCUCAAGAACCCCAGUGGCUCUGUUUCCGGUACAUUUACCCUCAACGUUACUGGAUUACCUGGCCCACCAAUCGGUCCUCUCGGAGUAUCAGAGAUCACCAAACAUACCUGCUCUUUGAGCUGGCAUCCUCCUCGUUACGACGGUGGUCUGAAAAUCACUCAUUAUGUAGUUGAAAGAAGAGACGUGAAAUCAAAUCAUUGGAUUUGUAUCUCAACUACGUGCAAAGAAACCAAUUUCUUGGUACAAGGAUUAACCGAGGGAAACGAGUAUGUGUUCAGAGUGAUGGCUGUGAACGAAAACGGAAUGGGACCGCCGCUCGAAGGCGCUAAUCCUAUUGUGGCCAAGUCACCCUUCAGUAAACCAUCACCUCCUGGAAUUCCUAGCGUUACCGAAGUGGGAGGCGAUUUCGUCAAUCUACAGUGGGAGAAACCAGAAAACGACGGAGGAUCGAGAAUCCAAGGAUAUUGGGUUGAGAAACGUGAAGUUGGCUCGGAAACAUGGCAGCGUGUCAGUCCUACUUUAUGCAUUCCAACUCAAAUCAAUAUCGGUAAUUUGAUCGAAGAUCGUCAAUACGAGUUCAGAGUAUUUGCUCAAAACGAGGCCGGUAUCAGUUUACCGGCUCAGGCUGCUAAACCGGUCAAGAUUAAGGAUCCGUUGGCUGCCACUCCGCCGACUAUCGUUAAACAACUCAGAAACGUUAACGUUAUCCAGAAUCAUAAUGCUCAAUUCCAAUGCACAAUCACCGGUGUACCGAAACCUAAUAUUACAUGGUACAAAGGUACUCGAGAGAUUACCCCAAGUGCUCGACAUUACAUGUACGUGGAAGGUGACACGUACACGUUGAUUAUAAAUAAUGUCUAUGGCGUUGAUGCCGACGAAUACACAUGCAGAGCUAGUAAUAAAGGAGGAUCUAAAUCCACCAAAGCUGAACUUAUUAUAAUGACUCCUCCCAAAUUCAACGUACCGCCAAGAUUCAGAGACACCGCAUUCUUCGACAAAGGAGAAAACGCAGUGCUCAAGAUUCCUUUCACUGGACAUCCCAAACCGAAGAUCACAUGGUACCGGGGUAACGAAGUUAUCGAAUCCGGUGGACAUUAUCAUGUUGAAGUCACGGAGAGACACGCUAUUCUUACCAUUAGAGAUGUCAAUAAAGAUGACAGCGCGCAAUACAGAGUCGUCGCUGAUAAUGAUCUCGGAACCGAUUCGGCCAUUAUUAAAAUACAGAUAAGCGACCGACCAGACCCACCAUGCUUAUUAACGGUAGAAGACAUCACAUCGAACUCAUUAAUAGUAUCGUGGCGUUCUCCAGUCUGGGAUGGCGGAUCAAAUAUCACCAAUUACUUGGUGGAACGCAGAGAGCAUCCUCUCACCAGCUGGAUAAGAGUUGGAAAUACAAGAUUUACGACAAUGGCGGUGAACAAUUUGAACCCUGGACAUCAAUACGAAUUCAGAGUCUAUGCCGAGAAUGUAUACGGUAGAAGUGAUCCGAGCGAGCCAUCUGGAUUGUAUAAGACUAAAGACGCCAUUAAAAAAGUUCCUAAAACCAAAGAAUACGAAAUUGACGAAAGUGGUAAGAAAAUACGUGGCAGGACUGAAGGCAAGAUUAAAGAUUACGAUCAAUAUGUUUUCGACAUCUAUUCAAAAUACGUCCCGCAGCCGGUCGAUAUCAAACGCGAAUCGGUUUACGAUUAUUACGAUAUUUUGGAAGAAAUCGGUACAGGAGCAUUUGGCGUUGUGCACAGAUGUCGCGAGAAGAAAACUGGCAACAUAUUCGCGGCUAAAUUCAUCCCAGUGGCGCAUAAUUUAGAAAGAGAUUUGAUUAGGAAAGAAAUCGAUAUCAUGAACCAGCUUCAUCAUCCCAAACUCAUCAAUUUACACGAUGCUUUUGAAGAUGAAGAUGAGAUGGUUUUGAUUUUCGAGUUCUUAUCCGGAGGUGAAUUAUUUGAAAGAAUUACGACCGAAGGAUAUGUCAUGUCUGAAGCUGAAGUUAUCAAUUACAUGAGACAAAUUUGCGAAGCUAUUAAACAUAUGCACGAAAGGAAUAUUAUACAUUUAGAUAUCAAACCUGAAAAUAUCAUGUGCCAGACGAAAUACAGCACAGAUGUGAAAUUAAUCGAUUUCGGAUUAGCCACUAAAUUAGAUCCUAACGAAGUUGUCAAAAUUUCCACCGGUACGGCCGAAUUCGCUGCUCCGGAGAUUGUCGAAAGAGAACCAGUUGGAUUCUACACCGAUAUGUGGGCUUGCGGAGUACUGGCUUAUGUUUUGUUGAGCGGAUUGUCACCUUUUGCUGGAGAAAAUGAUAUUGAAACGUUGAAGAAUGUUAAAGCUUGUGAUUGGAAUUUCGAUGAGAAUGCUUUCGCCAAGAUUUCCGAUGAAGGUAAAGACUUCAUUAGGAGGUUAUUGAUCAAGAGCAAAGAGAAGAGAAUGACAGCUCACGAAUGCUUACUUCAUCCGUGGUUACAAGGAGAACACUCGAAACACAAAACUACCAUCGACUCGUCGAGAUAUAUCAAUUUGAGAGACAAAUUACGCAAUAAAUACGAUAACUGGGACUCGUUCGCGUUACCUAUUGGUCGCCUAUCCGAAUACAGCUCUUUGAGGAAACUCAUGGUUGAGAAAUACCGCAUUCAAGAUACCUCAUUCGAUCGUCGCCAAGCUGCGCCAAGAUUCGUCAUCAAACCACAGAGCGCGUUCGCCUACGAAGGUCAAAGCGUCAAGUUCUACUGUCGCGUGAUCGCCGUCGCCCAACCGACUGUCACCUGGUAUCAUAAUAACGAAGAAUUAAGACAGAGUGUGAAAUUCAUGAAGAGAUACGCCGGCGAUGACUAUACUUUCAUUAUAAACCGAGUGAAAUUAGAAGACAGAGGAGAGUAUAUUAUUAAAGCCGAAAAUCAUUACGGAUUCAGAGAGGAAGUAGUCUUCUUGAAUGUCCAACCUGUACCUCGCGAAAUCCCACAAUACCGACCAGAAAAACCACAAGUCCGCCGAAGAGAACCUCUGCUCUACAAUUAUUGGCAAGAAGAUCAAGAAUCGUCUCCCAGUUUCACAUUCUUAUUACGUCCUCGUGUUAUCCAAGAACACCAAACUUGCAAAUUGCUGUGCUGCGUUAGUGGUAAACCUCCGCCAACGGUGAAAUGGUACAAGGGACACAAAGAACUAUCCAAACACGAAUACCCGAUGACUCAUACAGACGGUGUCAUGACCGUUGAACUUGUCGACUGUAAACCCGAAGAUAGCGGAGAAUACAAAUGUAUUGCCACCAAUAAGCACGGUACCGAUGAAACAUCCUGCGUUGUUAUCGUUGAAGGCGAACAGGAAAGCGCUGAACAGGCUCGAAUGGUUCAUAAUCUCAUGUAUUCGGGAGACCGAAAAUAUAUCGAACAGCCUUUGAGACCACCUCCACUUAUAAUUACGACUAGAACGCCAAUUAUUAGCAAUUCGUACUCGUCGACAAAAGAAGAAUCCAGCUCGUAUAGUAAAUCUGCCGAUGGUACUAAAAUUUCCUCGUCCAAAUACUCGUCCUCUGAACAGAAAUCAUCGUCCAGUUUUAGUUCAUCUCGCGAUAAAAAAUAUGGUAUGAAAUUAGAUACUGGAAGCAGUCCAUCGAGGUCCAGAAGUCAUACUACCGAAUUAGCGAAAGUUUCAGAUGACACGAUGAGCCCACCAGAUUUCACUCGUAAAUUAUCCGAUAAGACCGUUCAAGAUGGCGAAAGCUGCGAAAUCAGUUGCACGGUGAAAGGUGACCCAGAACCUAGAGUAACUUGGACCAAGAAUGGAAAGACUUUAACCUCAUCUGAAGCUGUAGACUUGAAGUACAAAAAUGGUAUAGCCACACUAAGGAUAGGCGAAAUAUUCCCCGAAGAUGAAGGAGAAUACGUUUGUAAAGCAACCAGCUCUCUGGGAUCUGUAGAAACUCGUUGUAAAUUGACUGUAAAAUUGAAUGAGAAAUCAGAUACGAACGAACCCAGCGCAUGUGGAGACGGUGUACCAAAAAUAGUCAGCCAUUUAACAUCGAUGUACGUUAAAGACGGCGAGCCUGUGACGUUACAGUGUCGAAUCAUUGGUGCUGAGAAGUUCGACGUUAUUUGGCUGCACAACAAUAAAGAAAUUAAACCUAGCAAAGACUUCGAAUAUAGUAAUGUGGCCAACAUAUAUAAAUUAAAUAUAGCUGAAAUAUUCCCCGAAGAUUCGGGUGUUUAUACUUGCGAGGCAUUUAACGACGCUGGAGAAUCAUUUAGUAGUUGUACGAUUUUCGUAUUAGAACCGAAUGUAAAACCUAGUGGCCCUGUGUUCAAAACAUUCCCACGUUCUGCAACACUCUCUGAAGGCGAAACAGUAAAAUUCGAAUGCGAAACCGAAAGUGUACCUAACAAAGUCGUUUGGAUGAAAGAUUUACAGCAGAUCAAAGACGACGAUGUUCGAUACCAAUUCACACAAUCGAAUCAAAAGUUCCAAUUAACUAUUUCUAACGUUAUGCACGACGAUACAGCUCAAUACACCGUUUGCGCGACUCACGAAACUGGCGAAACCAGCGCCGCAUUUUCGCUGAAUGUUUUCUUAAAUGCUGAUUUGUAAAAAUAAAAAAAAAUGUGUUUACGCUCGCGGCCUAUUGCCAAAGCUCAGUUGUUUAAUUUUUAAAAAAAUUGGUGUUUGUUUUCUCUUUUCUAUUUUACUGAUAAACUAAUUUAUUUUGCUCGUCGCUAUGUGUAUAAUAAAUUUAAAAAAAAAACGAAACGAAUAGAGUUCCUUGCAAGAUGAAACCGCGUUCAAUUUAAUAAUAUUUAACAUUAUGCCGUUGGCCAUUGUCAUUUUAUAAUACAUUGUAAAUAAAUUAUUUCAAUUAUUUAAAUAA